This is a messenger RNA of Beauveria bassiana ARSEF 2860, 786 nucleotides long. RefSeq names its product spherulin-1A. Gene Ontology annotation, cellular component: cell wall. The transcript has a single exon. The record is from RefSeq and is a predicted model, not a curated record. Lineage: Eukaryota; Fungi; Ascomycota; Sordariomycetes; Hypocreales; Cordycipitaceae. The coding region runs from base 1 to 786 and encodes 261 amino acids. Gene Ontology annotation, molecular function: manganese ion binding.
AUGCUCUUCACUUCCGCGUCCACACUGUUCCUCGCCGGCGCCGUCCUCGCUGCCCCCAGCAGCAAGGCCGGCGCCGUCGACAUUGACGCCGUCAUUCCGCCCAUCGUGCCAGUCAACACGCGCGGCGGCAACGCCGACCUCAUCACCAAGCUCAUCACCGCGCCCACGGCCGUCGACCGCGCCAAGCUGCUCGACCAGCCCGGCGACUGGGUCUUUGACUUUAAAGACGUCGACGCCACCAGCCGCUCCGAGGCCAAGGGCCGGGGCGGCCUCUCCAUCGCCGCCACCGCCAAGACGUUUCCCGCGCUCAUCGCCAACGGCGCCUCCAUGACCGUCGCCUUUCUCGGCCCUUGCGGCAUGAACACGGCCCACGUCCACCCGCGCGCCACCGAGCUCAACAUUGUUGUCCAGGGCCGCCUCGUCACCAACUUUGUCCUCGAAAACGGCGCGCCGCCCGUCGCAAACACGCUCAACACGUUUCAAAUGACUGUAUUCCCGCAGGGCGCCAUACAUCAGGAGUUUAACCCAGACUGCACAGACGCCGUCUUUGUGGCGGCGUUUCCGGAUACAGACGCCGGCGUCAGCCAGGUUGCGCAAAACUUUUUAAGCUUGCGCGCGGAUGUCGUGGGCGCGACGCUUGGCGGCGCGCAGACGCUCAAUGGCAAGGACAUUGAGAGUUUUCGGCAUGCUCUUCCUGACAAUAUCGCGCUUGGUAUCGACGCCUGCUUGGACAAGUGUGGCAUUCAGCGCAACGCCAAGCGUGAAUUGAGUGAGCUGUUGGACUAG